AUGUCUGUCAAUCCGCGCAAGAGGAAGGUAGUGACGCGCCCGGCGCCAGAGCCUAGUGAUUCCGAAGGUGAAUUAGGCGACGGCUUGCUUGAGGGCAUUCUGUCGCAUUCCGAGGACGAUUCAGACAACAGCCGAGAAGAAGAAGUCGAUACGGAUGCAAGCAGUGUAAUUGAGGGCCUGUCUGACGAAGACGAAGAGGAGGAUGAGGACAGUGACUCAGAGCAGAUACGCACAGAAAUGCGCAACCUCAACACGUCAGAUGGUCCGCUGCGCAAGAAGAAAGGCGUCCCGACACAUGACAUGGACCUCGACACUGCUGUAACAGAGGAGCUAGAGGAUGACGAGGACCUCAAGCCCAACUACACUGUUACUACCGACGCGCAUGGCAAUACUCGAUAUAUCUACAAGGAGAUCGACCCAGUCUACGAGUCCGACGAUUCAGACGUUGAAGCUACGAAUACCAUCGGCAACAUAGAUCUCAAGUACUAUGACGAAUACCCGCAUAUUGGCUAUGACAUCAAUGGCAAGAAGAUUAUGCGCCCGGCCAAGGGAGAGGCUUUGGAUGCGCUGUUGGACAGCAUUGAUAUACCCAAGGGCUGGACCGGUCUGACCGAUCCGCAGACGGGCAAGCCACUGAACCUGUCAGAAGAGGAACUGGAUGUGCUCAAGAGGCUCACAAGGAAUGAGGUGGUCGAGGAUGGAUACGAUCCGUACCCCGAGAUGGUGGCCUACUUCUCUGGCAAGCAGGAGAUCAUGCCACUGAGCGCUGCCCCAGAACCCAAGCGACGAUUUAUUCCUUCCAAACAUGAGGCCAAACGCGUCAUGAAACUCGUAAAGGCAAUCAGGGAAGGUCGCAUCCAGCCAUACAGAGCGCCUGAGGAACAGGAAGAAGAGCAGGAUGCUUUCAACUUCGAUGUAUGGGCAGAUGAGAAGCCACGACCAGACAACUCGAUGCACAUCCCCGCACCUAAGCUACCACCGCCAGGCUACGAAGCAAGCUACCACCCGCCGCCUGAGUAUCUACCAGACAAGGCUGAAGAGCAAGCUUGGUUGGAAGCAGAUGAGGAGGAUCGGGAGAGGGAAUUCUUACCCAAGAACUAUGAUGCUCUGCGAAAGGUUCCUGGCUACGAAACAUUCGUCAAGGAACGUUUUGAGCGGAGUCUGGAUCUUUACCUGGCUCCUCGUAUACGAAGAAACCGACUUAACAUCGACCCUGAAUCACUACUACCCAAGCUACCGAACCCUGAAGACCUGAAGCCUUUCCCUACAACUUGCGCGGCCAUCUUCCGCGGACAAGAAGGACGUGUCCGUUGUGUAUCAAUUGAUCCAAAUGGCAUAUUCGUUGCAAGUGGAGGAGAUGAUGGUUACGUGAGAAUUUGGGAGCUCCUGACCGGUCGACAAGUGUGGAAUGCGAAGCUGUCCGAUGAGGAAGCCGUUGAUGCAGUACAGUGGAGGCCCAAGAAGGAUGCAUCUGUUGUUGCCGCUGCUUGCGGUGAGAACGUCUUCUUGAUAGUUCCUUUCACACUCUUGUCACCGGAUGUGGAGCAAGCCAGUCGCGAGGUCCUUGAUGCAGGUUGGGGUUACGCAACGUCCAAACCAUCGACGAGCUCAAACGGUGAGGCUCCCAAACAAGCACCAGGAAAAUGGAGCCGCCCAGGAGCUCGUCUUGAGAACAAAGGCGUCCUUGUCCAGGUUGAAGUCAGAUCAGCUGUCAAGAUUGUCAACUGGCACAGGAGGGGAGACUACUUUGCCACAGUAUCGCCUCGCGGUCAGAGUACAGCAGUGGCCAUUCAUACUGUCUCAAAACACCUCACUCAACUUCCCUUCCGCCGUCUCAAGGGUAUCGCACAGACAGCACAGUUCCAUCCCUCCAAAGCCAUUUUCUUCGUUGCUACUCGCAACACCAUCCGCAGCUACGAUCUCGCGAAGCAAGAGCUUGUCAAGAUACUGCAACCAGGUGCCAAAUGGAUUUCGUCGAUUGACGUGCAUCCCGGGGGCGACAACCUCAUUGUCGGUACCUACGACAAGCGUCUCCUAUGGCACGAUCUCGACCUUUCGAACAAGCCCUACAAAACGCUGCGUUUCCACAAGGAAGCCAUUCGCGCUGUUCGCUUCCAUCAAGGUGGUCUGCCACUCUUUGCCGAUACUUCAGAUGAUGGCACAAUACAGAUUUUCCAUGGAAAGGUAGUGGGAGACCUUAUGGAGAACGCUACCAUCGUCCCAUUGAAGGUACUGAAGGGGCACAAGGUCAGGAGCAGGCUGGGUGUCAUGGGUCUGGACUGGCAUCCCAAGGAGCCAUGGUGCGUGUCGGCUGGUGCAGAUGGCACGUUGAGGUUGUGGAGUUAG
Messenger RNA from Pyrenophora tritici-repentis Pt-1C-BFP, 2346 nucleotides. RefSeq names its product ribosome biogenesis protein BOP1. Gene Ontology annotation, cellular component: PeBoW complex; preribosome, large subunit precursor. Gene Ontology annotation, molecular function: protein binding; ribonucleoprotein complex binding. The record is from RefSeq and is a predicted model, not a curated record. NCBI's taxonomy places the organism in Eukaryota, Fungi, Ascomycota, Dothideomycetes, Pleosporales, Pleosporaceae. Gene Ontology annotation, biological process: maturation of LSU-rRNA from tricistronic rRNA transcript (SSU-rRNA, 5.8S rRNA, LSU-rRNA); ribosome biogenesis.